Molecule: messenger RNA, 2180 nt
Organism: Cuscuta epithymum
Lineage: Eukaryota; Viridiplantae; Streptophyta; Magnoliopsida; Solanales; Convolvulaceae
Source: the annotation of a GenBank genome assembly
AGACUUAAAAAGUUACUUCAAUCAUUUUUUCGUCCUUGAUCUUUCAACAAAACACAAGUCCAGACAAAAACCAUACCUAAAACAGCCGGCACAUAGCACGUUUCCGAGCUAGCUCAGCUCCCACAAGAUGAUACUCAUCCGACAGAUUCUUAAACUUCUCCAUUAAUGGCAAAAUCUUAUAAGCUCGCCCCGCUUUUCCUCCUCUCCGUCGCCCUCACUUCCCUCGCAUCCUCUUCCGCAUCAAGUUUCCACCGCCGGCUUCCAGAACUGAAGGCUCAGGUUGAAGUCCAAGAAGAACUGCAGCAGCCGUUUGUGGGAGUAAAUAUAGGCACAGAUGUUUCAAAUUUCAUGUCUCCGCCGGAUUUGGUGGCUUUUCUGCACUUGCAGAAGAUAACCCACGUUCGUUUAUACGAUGCUAACCCUGACAUUCUCAAGGCACUUUCCAAGACCAAGAUUAGGGUUAUUGUAAGUGUCCCCAACAAUCAGCUUCUCGCCAUAGGUUCCUCCAAUUCCACAGCUUCUGCUUGGAUUGCUCGCAAUGUGGCCGCUUAUUACCCACAAACCCUAAUCACAGCCAUUGCAGUUGGAGAUGAAGUGUUCACCACUGUCCCCAGCUCAUCUCCCAUGCUCAUGCCUGCAAUCGAGUCGCUCUAUGCCGCGUUGGUGGCUUCCGGUUUGGAUAAACAGAUCAAGAUUUCGACCCCGAGUUCGGCUUCCAUUGUCUUAGACCCGUUUCCUCCUUCCCAGGCCUUUUUCAAUCAAACCCUAACCUCAGUUAUUUCUCCAUUGCUGCAGUUUCUGUCUAGGACCCAGUCUCCUUUGAUGAUGAAUUUGUACCCUUACUAUGUGUUUAUGCAGAACAAUGGGGUUGUCCUUCUGGAGGAUUCACUCUUCAAGCCGUUAAGCCCCUCCAAGGAAAUGGUGGACCCCAACACUUUGCUUCACUACACGAAUGUGUUUGAUGCAAUGAUAGAUUCUGUGUAUUACUCUAUGAGGAAUCUGAAUGUUACAGAUGUGGUGGUUCUUGUCACUGAGACCGGGUGGCCUUCAAAGGGGGAUUCUAAAGAGCCGUAUGCCACAAUCAACAAUGCUGACACUUAUAAUUCAAAUUUGAUCAAGCACGUUUUUGAUCGUACAGGGACACCUCUCCAUCCAGAAGUUACUUCUGAUGUGUAUAUAUAUGAGCUGUUUAAUGAGGAUUUGAGAUCUCCUCCAGUUUCUGAGGCUAACUGGGGUUUGUUUCAUGGGAAUUCGUCGCCUGCUUACUUGCUUCAUAUGUCUGGAAGUGGUUCAUUCUUGGCUAGUGACACGACAAAUAAAACGUAUUGUGUGGCCAUGGAUGGGAUUGAUAAGUGGACUUUGCAGGCUGCAUUAGAUUGGGCUUGUGGACCUGGGAAGGCUAAUUGUUCAGAAAUCCAGCCCGGGGAGAGCUGUUAUCGGCCCAAUGGAGUUAAGAACCACGCGUCUUAUGCGUUUGAUAGCUAUUACCAGAGACAAGGGAAAGAUGCUGGUUCUUGUGACUUCAAAGGUGCAGCAACUGUUACCACCACUGAUCCAAGUCAUGGGAGUUGUGUGUUUCCUGGAAGUAAGAAUGAAAGCAAAAAUGGAACACAUAUGAUAGUGAACGCAACGGAAACAAGUGGUGCAUGCACAAUGAGGUUCACCCAAACAAAUUCAUACACCUUGCUCAUUCUCUGGAGUGCUGUCUUCUGUUCUAUGUCUUUUUCAUUUCGCCUGUGACCAAAAAUUUUCAGGUACUAAUGAUGUUACUAGUCAUCAUCCUCUUUAGAAGAAUAAUUUUGUUUAAAUGGACUUUUAAUAAUAUUACAAAUACUAGUUUGCAGAUAGAUGUUUUUGUUUACUUAGAUGAGGCCAUUCGUAAAAAUCUUGUAUUUAUUGAAAUUCUUGGAAAAGUCGAAGACAGCAAUAAGCAGAAGAAAGUUGGAAGGUGAGACUCAAGAGAUCAGACAUGAACGCAGUUGGUUUCAAUUCUUACCCUUCUGAUUUUUAUGCUUUCUUCCAUUCACAUGUUAUUCACGGGCAAGUUGAUAUGAAUAAACUACCACCAUUUUGGCAAUGAGGCUGAUACUUUGUUGUAUAUCAGUUGUAAAAAUCACAAUUACUAAUUUAUGAUAAUUUUGUGUUUGUGUUGCUCCUUUAUAACAAUAUUUAUAUUAGUU